This is a messenger RNA of Anisakis simplex (herring worm), 282 nucleotides long. The record is from the annotation of a GenBank genome assembly. NCBI's taxonomy places the organism in Eukaryota, Metazoa, Nematoda, Chromadorea, Rhabditida, Anisakidae.
AUGUUGGCAUUUGCGUUGAAACGUGCCGCACUUCAUCGUGGCGGCAUAUCGAUGAAGAUUUUUUCGUUGCUGUCCGUUUUUGGUGGUGGCGUUUUCUUGGCCACAUGCCUUCUGGAUCUGUUGCCGGAUGCGGUCGAGGGGAUUCGGAGUGCCGAACGAAUCGCCAAAGUCGAUAUCAAGUUCCCAAUCACUGAAUUGCUCGUCGCUUUCGGUUUCAUGUUUGUCCUCAUUAUUGAGCAGGUUCUUUUUUUGCUGUCUGGUUCAUUUAAACUUGUUUUAUGA